AUGGUAGAGCAUCAGCUCGUGCAUGGAAAAGUCUCAGAUGUCAUGUGGCCUGUGUUUUGGACCGUGGUGCGUACUUAUGCUCCCUAUGUCACAUUUCCUGUGGCCUUCGUGGUCGGGGCGGUGGGCUACCACCUGGAAUGGUUCAUCCGGGGAAAAGACCCCCAGCCUGUGGAGGAGGAGAAGAGCAUCUCAGAGCGUCGGGAAGACCGAAAGUUGGAUGAGCUGCUAGGCAAGGACCAUACCCAGGUGCUGAGCCUUAAGGACAAGCUGGAGUUUGCCCCUAAAGCUGUCCUGAACAGAAACCGCCCGGAGAAGAAUUAA
Messenger RNA from Pipistrellus nathusii (Nathusius's pipistrelle), 321 nucleotides. NCBI's taxonomy places the organism in Eukaryota, Metazoa, Chordata, Mammalia, Chiroptera, Vespertilionidae. The record is from the annotation of a GenBank genome assembly.